This is a messenger RNA of Calidris pugnax (ruff), 2135 nucleotides long. It is a transcript of the gene KLHDC2, whose product is annotated as kelch domain containing 2. The coding region runs from base 158 to 1363 and encodes 401 amino acids. The record is from RefSeq and is a predicted model, not a curated record. The transcript is spliced from 13 exons. NCBI's taxonomy places the organism in Eukaryota, Metazoa, Chordata, Aves, Charadriiformes, Scolopacidae. Gene Ontology annotation, molecular function: protein binding.
GACGCCGCGCGUCCCGCUGAGGUGAGGGAAGGAGCGGGCGGCCCCCAGCCCCCGCCGCGGUAGGGCCCCGGGGAGGCGGCUCGGCGAGGCUCCCCGGGACGGAACGAGGAGGAGCGGUCGCUCUGUGUUACUCCUGUGCACGUAGCGCCGCAGCGAAAUGGCCGACGAUAACGAGGAGCUGCCGGCAGACGAGGAGCUGCCGGCUCCGGCCGAGGACAGCUUUGAGCAGCUGGAGAACGACAGCCCUGCCGAGCGCAGCGGGCACGUGGCCGUCACCGACGGGCGCUGCAUGUACGUCUGGGGAGGCUAUAAGAACGCCCAAGUUCGGGGGUUUUAUGACUUCUAUCUGCCCAGAGAUGAAAUAUGGAUUUACAACAUGGAAACUGGAAGAUGGAAGAAGAGUAAAACAGAGGGAGAUGUUCCACCAUCCAUGUCUGGAAGUUGUGCUGUGUGUGUGGACAGAGUGGUGUACCUCUUCGGAGGCCACCACGCACGUGGCAACACCAACAAGUUCUACAUGUUAAAUUCCAGAUCCACGGACAAAGUGCUGCAAUGGGUCAGAGUAGAGUGUCAGGGGGUUCCCCCCUCGUCGAAGGACAAGCUCGGCGUCUGGGUUUACAAAAACAAGCUAAUAUUUUUUGGAGGCUAUGGGUAUUUCCCUGAAGGGAAACAACGGGGAACUUUUGAGUUUGAUGAAACCUCUUUUUGGAAUUCAGGUCUCCCUAGAGGAUGGAAUGACCAUGUGCACGUUCUGGACACUGAAACUUUUACUUGGAGCCAGCCUAUAACUACGGGUAAGACUCCGUCGCCCCGCGCGGCUCACGCCUGCGCCACGGUUGGGAACAGAGGCUACGUCUUCGGUGGCAGAUACAGAGUAACGCGGGGGUCAUUUGUGGUGUUUUUACCAAAUUGCAGAAUCACGCAAGGCAUCUGCCCCGUCGGCCGGUCCUGGCAUUCCUUAACACCCAUUUCCUCCGACCACCUCUUCCUCUUCGGAGGCUUCACCACGGACAAGCAGCCUUUAAGCGACGCCUGGAUUUAUUGUAUCAGCAAGAACGAGUGGAUACAGUUUGAGCACAACUAUUCUGAAAAACCAAGGCUGUGGCACACGGCUUGUGCGAGCGAGGAGGGAGAGGUGAUCGUCUUCGGGGGCUGUGCCAACAACUUACUGGCCCAUUCGAAAGCUGCUCACAGCAACGAAAUACUUGUCUUUUCUCUACAACCGAGAUCUCUUGUAAGGCUGUGCCUGGAAGCUGUCAUUUGCUUUAAGGAGAUACUGGCCAGUUCCUGGAAUUGUCUCCCCAAGCACUUGCUGCACAGCGUCAACCAGCGCUUCGGAAGCAACAACACCUCGGGCUCCUGAGCCCUCCCCACCCAGGAGCAGCUCCAAGAUGGAAUAACCUCACGGAGCACGGCAAAACAGUAAAUGUGUAUAGGUUAACUAUCCCUAGCCUCGUAGGUAGUCGCUUCUCGCCUCUUAAGUUGCAUGUGAAUGGCCUAGAGAGAACCUAUUUUUGUGUCAAAAUAUGUUCGUUUGCAAUAAAUGUAUAUUUAAGGCGAGUGGAGAUGCAGCCUCUGCCCGAGCUCAAAAACUAGGCCUGGGGUUGUCGGCCUGGAGGGAGGUGGGAUGGGGGUGGGAGUGUUGUGAGUCCCCAGGGGUUCAGCAGGAGAUAGAGGGGCCCCAGGAAGAGGAGAGUUGCUUUAGUGGAGGCUGAAGAUGGUUUCGAGGGGGGGAGAACAGCCCUGGGGCUGUGGAAAUUGUCCAUUUGUGUCCAACGUGUGGUUAAAGCCUCAGCUGUUCAAGCCCCGCUGCCCUCUGCUCCUGCCCUCUGCUCCUGCCUACGUUGGGGUUUUGUUUGGUUUGUUGUUUUUUUUGUUUUUUUUUUUUGGAACUCUUUUAUGUUGUGUAACUUCAAUUGUGAACCUUAGGUAGCAGAUAUUCUGCCCUGAGAAAGUGAAAGUGCUUGAGCCUGUUGUCCGCCCGUCGCCGACUUUUGCUGACUCGGCCCCAGCAGGUGACAUGGGGGGACAAGGGACAGGCUGUUGCUGCUGUGGGGAAGGGGUGAAAUCAUGUUUUACGCUGUCCUCAGAAAAAAAAAAAAGAAAUAAAAAUUAAAAAGUUUGAAUUCUAGAAC